Molecule: messenger RNA, 1812 nt
Organism: Acipenser ruthenus (sterlet)
Lineage: Eukaryota; Metazoa; Chordata; Actinopteri; Acipenseriformes; Acipenseridae
Product: tenascin-R-like
Exons: 6
Coding region: 1-969 (322 amino acids)
Molecular function (GO): protein binding
Source: RefSeq, a predicted model, not a curated record
AUGGAGUUCCCACACAGCUUUAACAUCACCUACUCCUGCUCCUUUUGGGGUCACAACGGUUCCACCACAGCACCCUCCAACUCCACUAUCAUCUCUAACCUGAGACCAGGGAGCCAGUACACCCUCAAUGUCACCACUGUACAAGACACAGGGGGCCAGAGCACACCUGCUUCAAUAUAUCUCUACACUGAACCAUCCCAACCUGGAGAGAUAAUAAUAGACUCUGUGGGAAAUGACUCUGUUUCCAUGAGCUGGGGCAGUCCUGUCGGUAUGGAGUUCCCACACAGCUUUAACAUCACCUACUCCUGCUCCUUUUGGGGUCACAACGGUUCCACCACAGCAUCCUCCAACUCCACUAUCAUCUCUAACCUGAGACCAGGGAGCCAGUACACCCUCAAUGUCACCACUGUACAAGACACAGGGGGCCAGAGCACACCUGCUUCAAUAUCUCUCUACACUGCAGACGUUGUACAAGACAAAGAGAGCCCGAACACACCUGCUUCAAUAUCUCUUCACACCAACCCAGCCCCACCUGGAGAGAUAACAUUGGACUCUGUGGAAACCAAGUUGGUUUCCCUGAGCUGGGCCACUCCUAUGGGUAUGGAUGACAUUCCACACAGCUUUAUCAUCACAUACUUCAGCUUCUAUUGGGAUCACCACGGCUCCACCACAGCACCCUCCAAUUCCACCACCAUCUCCAACCUGAGAGCGGGUAGCGAGUACGUCUUCAAUAUCACCACCGUGCAGGACAACGGGGGCCACAGCACACCUGCUUCAAUAUCCAUCUUCACAAAACCCAAUGAGAAGCACUUGUACCUGAAAUUUGUCUGCAGUUCUACAGAAGAGUCUGCAUGUGAAAAAGAGAAGCAGAAGGUUCAACAGGAGACUGAAGCCAGGCUGGCGAAGCAGCUGAAGGGAUUAUACUGGAAACUGAACUGGAAAGAGAAGACGUGUAAUGAUGAUAACUAGAGGGAGUCCACUUAUAUUACUCUGAUAUUACAUUAAUAACUGGCAUUAUUAUUUGAGCCUGCAGAAUUCUAGUUUUUAGUUAAUUUUGAGUAUUUUAAGUAUGAAUUCCAGUUUUCCUUUAACUAUCUUCAAUGUAAGGUUCUGUGUGUGUGUAAUUAUAUUUAGUGGAUCCACUCUUGCAAUCACCCAAGGGGCAAUAGAAAUGGACAAGAGACUUUGGCAAGAAUGAGGAGUCAUUACUAACAUGAUAUAUUGGUAUACAGGUUGAGUCUAAAGAUAAGAAGCCUGAGUAUUCCAUCUCAGAAAGUUUUGAUUUUGCUAGUGUACUAUCCUUGAAAAUCAGUAAUUAACCUUUGGAAAACAAAUUCUAUACAGAUUAUACUGUAGAUCAGUAUGGAGUACUGGAGAUCGGAUUAGAGAGUGUAUCGUACAUAUAUAAUCUAAUGCAGGUGUGAAAUCUCAUCACUACACUAUGGGGGAUAUCCACAAAGACUUUUACUAGAUAGUGUCAUCUUGUGGAAAAAUACACAAUUCAAGAAUACAUUUGAGCCCUUGAACUUAUCCCUGAGUUUCAAGUUUUGGCCCUUUUUGAAUGGUGCUGAGUGAAUGGAUUUGUGAAUUUCUCCCAAGAUGUCGAGCUGAUUCUUUCUGUUGUGAUGACUUCAAUAUGUACAUAACAUCUGAAGUGGCUUUGGAGUGAAAGCUGAUGGGGAAGAACAGAACAGGGGUUUGACAGGAGUGGAUCUAGUAAACACUAGUAGAGAUUGUAGAAAUCUGUGCUUUACUCUGACUGAUAGGGAGCUGAUUAGGAAAGUCUCUGGGCUACAGUCAUCAAUGAUUUUA